GACAGGAAGGAAUCGCGUUCCUGUAAUACAGAAGAGAUAAGUAAGAACAUGUGAUGUCUAUAUACGGUAAAGCAAAAAUAAUACAAACGAGGCGAGAGUUUGAAGGAGAAACAAGGAGGGGUUAGAGAUUGAACGGGAGAAGAGCGAAGAAGGAAGUUCCCUCCACCACCACCUCCUCCUCCUCAAACACUUGGUUAAGCUAUGCAGAUGCAGAUCAAUUCAUUUUUAUUUCGUCGUUCAGAGUUUCAGACAAGGCAAUGUGCUCAGGGUUUUUGAGCAAACAAGAAACAACCAAUUCCAAUUAUUUCAUUUCACUUUCACAUGUAUAAAAUUAAUUAAUUAAUUAAUUAAUCAGGAUUCAGGAACCUCGUAAGCCUCCACCCGUCAAUCUUGUGUUUGUGCACGCGCUGGGUUUGUCACUAGUAAGUUAUAUCGCGCGCCAUGAACACCAUCUUCAGCAAACUCCGGAACCUGGACGCUUAUCCAAAGAUCAAUGAAGAUUUCUACAGCAGAACCCUCUCUGGUGGUGUUAUCACGCUCGCCUCCUCCAUCGUUAUGUUCUUUCUUUUCAUCUCCGAAUUCCGAUUUUACCUCCAUUCAGUUACUGAAACAAAGCUUGUUGUAGAUACUUCGAGAGGAGAAACCCUACGUAUAAAUUUUGAUGUCACUUUUCCUGCCCUUGCAUGUUCUAUACUCAGCCUUGAUGCCAUGGAUAUCAGCGGGGAGCAACAUCUUGACGUAAGGCAUGAUAUAAUCAAGAAAAGAAUUGAUGCUAAUGGGAAUGUAAUUGAAGCCAGGCAGGAUGGAAUUGGUGCACCCAAGAUUGAAAAGCCUCUGCAGAGACAUGGUGGGCGGCUUGAACACAAUGAGACAUAUUGUGGUUCAUGUUAUGGUGCAGAAACGUCUGAUGACCAUUGUUGCAACUCAUGUGAAGAAGUCCGUGACGCAUAUAGAAGGAAAGGUUGGGGGCUGUCGAAUCCAGAUAUGAUUGACCAGUGCAAAAGAGAAGGUUUCCUGCAAAGAAUUAAAGAUGAAGAAGGAGAAGGAUGUAAUGUUUAUGGAUUCUUGGAAGUUAAUAAGGUAGCUGGAAAUUUUCAUUUUGCCCCUGGGAAAAGCUUUCAACAGUCAAAUGUUCAUAUACAUGAUUUGCUGUCUUUCCAGAAGGAUAGUUACAAUAUUAGUCACAAAAUAAAUAGAUUAGCUUUUGGUGAAUACUUCCCAGGUGUUUUAAAUCCUCUUGAUGGGGUGCACUGGACACAAAAAACACCAAGUGGGAUGUAUCAGUAUUUCAUUAAGGUUGUUCCCACUGUAUACACUGACAUAAAUGGGCAUGCUAUCCAGUCAAAUCAGUUCUCUGUAACAGAGCAUUAUAGGGAUGCAGAAUUUACAUAUCCUCAGUUUCUUCCUGGUGUUUUCUUCUUUUAUGACCUUUCUCCAAUCAAGGUGACUUUCACAGAGGAACAUGUGUCAUUUUUACACUUCUUGACUAAUGUUUGUGCUAUUGUUGGAGGUAUUUUCACAGUUUCGGGAAUAGUAGAUUCAUUCAUAUACCAUGGCCAAAGGGUGAUAAAGAAGAAAAGUGAAAUUGGCAAGUUCAGCUGAUUUUUUGGCCAUUACAUAUAAAUUUCAGUUUUAUCGUUCAUGGCCUUAUGGGAAGAAUUGAUAAAUGGAAGAAACAAUCGACUGGGUUUUCCCUUGGAUUUUGAUCUGGGCCCUCGGGAUCCUUUAACUCAAAAGAAGAAUGUCAUGUAGCAAGUUCCAUCAAUUAAUGAGGUUAAUUUUCUUCUCUUCUGUUCUAACUUUUUCUCAUGUUUUCUAUUUAUUAUAUUCUAACUGCAAUAUGAAUUUCUGUUCUGGAAGUAGAUUGAUAUUACUGCUUUUAUCGAAAAUGUUGCUUGGGGUGUCUCCCGAAAGGCUGAAACCA
Molecule: messenger RNA, 1924 nt
Organism: Nelumbo nucifera (sacred lotus)
Lineage: Eukaryota; Viridiplantae; Streptophyta; Magnoliopsida; Proteales; Nelumbonaceae
Cellular component (GO): endoplasmic reticulum; COPII-coated ER to Golgi transport vesicle
Source: RefSeq, a predicted model, not a curated record